Rotaria sordida is the source of this 1371-nucleotide messenger RNA. The record is from the annotation of a GenBank genome assembly. NCBI's taxonomy places the organism in Eukaryota, Metazoa, Rotifera, Eurotatoria, Philodinida, Philodinidae.
AUGGAUGAAAUUCAUGAAAGUAAAUUAACACUUUAUAGACGUAUUGAAAAUAUAAUAAAAAAUAUUGAAGAAGAUGAAGCAAAAACAAAUGAAUGUAUGAAAGUUAUUCGUAGUAAAUCUAAAUCUGAUAAUAUAAGUAUUGGUCCUGCAAAUGAUUUACUUCGUUUUCUCUAUAUUCUUGAACGGCAAUAUCAAUGUGAUGAUGAUGAAACACGAAGAAAAGCUAGAGAAGAUUUUUUGGAAUAUAUUAAUCAAUUUCGACCACCUGAUGAUGAUGUUGUCGAAGAAGAAGAAGAAGAAGAAGAAGAAGAAGAAGUAAAUGAUGAUGAUCAACAACCAGAUCAAUCAAAUGGGUCACAACAAUCUGCAUCAAUAGUUCUUCCUAAUCCACCGCUGCCGCCGCCGCCGCCUGCCGUUAUAUCUCCGUUAUCAACAGUUGUACCUCCUUCAGCACCUACUAUUAAAUCCCAAUUACCACAUCCACAGCCUACACUCUCGGUAGAAGAUAUUGGUGAAAUUAAACCAGAAACACUUGUUGAAUAUAGAAAAUUAUCAUUCGAAGCUCAACAAUAUGAAAAACGUUAUUCAAUAAUAGAUCUUUCACGUAAAAAACAAUUAGCAUCUUGUAUAAAAGAUAUUAUGAAUAAAUUACGUAAAGAAACAUUUCAUACAUUAACAAAUGAAUUAUUUGAAUUUUUAAAUGGACAAGAAAAAAAAGUUAGUAAUCAAAUACAUCGUAUAUCAAAUGAAGAAGAACGCUUAUUAUGUUUAUCAAUGCUUGCAACACUUAUUCUUGCACAAUUACUUGGUGGUGAUUUAAAUGAUAUAAAAACAGAAAUUUUUUUACCAUUAAUUGGUAUUCUUAGUCGAAAUCAACAACAUCAAGAAUUUCGUAUUAUUUUUCUUGAUCGUUUACAUAAAAAAUGUCCAUAUACAGUACCAUUAUAUCCAAAACGACAAUCAACUAUGAAUGAUAAACAAUAUUUAGAAGCAAUAGGUUAUAUUGAAAAACAAGAUGGUGAUCAACGUCGUUUAGAAACAGAAAGUGAAUUUUUUACUCGAAUGAAUGGACUUAUACGAUUAUUUUGUAAAUUACUUGUUAGUCGUGGUCCACCAUUUGAUAAAGAUUUAGCAUUUGCAUGGAAAUGGUUUUCAGAUGUUUUAAAUUUACCACCAAAAUCAAAUAUAACAUCAAUUUUAAUACGUGUUUUUCUUGAUGAAGCUGGUGAAAUUAUGAUGAAAGUAUAUCCAAUGCAAUUUUCAAAAAUAAUUAAUGCUAUUCGUAUACACUAUUUACCACGAUUAGAAAAAGAAACAAGCCAUGAUCAAAUAACAAGACUUCGUUUAACAUUAGAAAAAUUUUCUAAAUAA